AUGUGGAACCACUUAAAGAUACAUCACUCAACUAUCUUUGAAGAGGCAAAGAAAAAAAGAGAUGCUGAAGAGGCAAAGACAUCCAGCCACAUUCAAGCAUCUCUUCCUAUGAUGUUUGAAAAGCAGACAAAGUGGAAGACGCCUGAUGUCCGCUCAAAAACACUGGACAGGAUGAUUACAGAAAUGAUAGCUACAGACAAUCAGCCUUUCACCAUGGUUCAAAAUAAAGGCUUCCAGAGACUCAUGGCAACUGCAGAACCAAGAUAUACUCUGAAGAGUGAGAAGUUCUAUCGCACAGAGAUGUUCCCCAGUAUUCACAACAGUAUCGUUGAGAAGAGCUUGACAUGCCAUUUCAUUGAUGAUCAGUGGAUUCGCAGACAAGUAAUUCUAAACACAAAAGCAAUGAUGGGAUCACACACUGGAGAGUACAUUAACGAGAUGUUUUUGGGCAUGCUGGAAGAAUGGGACAUUGACAAAGAUAGAGUUGUUCUUGUUCUCAGGGACAGUGGUGCUAACAUUGUUAAAGGUAUGAGAAUUGCUGAACUGCCUGACAUGAGCUGCAAUGCCCACAUAUUACAGCUAGUUGUCAAUGACGGCCUCAACUCACAAAGAGCUGUCCAAAAUAUCCUGUCAGUGCUGAAAAGCUGUGCUACACAUUUUAAUCAUUCAGUACUAGCUAAACAGCAUUUAGCAGUGAUCCAGCAGGAUCUUGGGCUACCUGCACAUUCCAUCAUUCAGGCUGUCCCGACCCGAUGGAAUUCCACCCUACACAUGCUGGUCAGGAUGCAAGAGCAGAGAAGAGCUAUGAACAUAUAUGCCAGUGAGCAUAGUGGGUUCACUAGCCUGAGUGCUGAUCAGUGGAGUAUUUUCAGCAAUCUUAUUGAGACACUUUCUACAGUGGAGGAGGUCACUCUUGAGAUGAGCCACUAUGAUAGUUCAGCAUCAUGCAUCAUCCCAUCUGUCAAAGUUCUGAAGAUGUUGCUUAGCAGUCAAGGUCCUCCUCUCAUGGGAUUUAAAACAAUGAGACAGGAGAUGCUGGAGAGUCUCACCCGACGGUUUUGCAAAAGUGGAGGAGGUGAAAUGUGCAGUCCUUGCCUGUCUUCUGGAUCCAAGUUUGGCCUUGAGGAGGAGACAGAAACCUUAGAGCAAGACAACAACGCACAAGGUGAUGGAACACAGUCAGAUGAUUCCAGCACAGUUUCAAAAAGGCCCUGUACAGAAGAAACCCAGAAGAAACUGAUUGAUGAGAUGUAUGAUACUCUGCUUGGUGCUACUAGUUCUGAAGUUGCCAACACAGGACUUGUCUUUGUCAAUCAGCUGAAGAGUUGGAGAGAUGCUCAGAGUUACUGGCAAGACAGAAUCACAUUGAUCUGCUUUCAGUGUGAGGAACCCAGAAUGAGAAUCAACAGGUUGGAGAAGAUCAUCGAAGUGAUAAUCGUAAUAUCUGGAUCAUGGAUCUGA
Messenger RNA from Cyprinus carpio (common carp), 1461 nucleotides. Its product is annotated as zinc finger BED domain-containing protein 4-like. The transcript has 4 exons. The record is from RefSeq and is a predicted model, not a curated record. Bases 1 to 1461 code for a protein of 486 amino acids. Lineage: Eukaryota; Metazoa; Chordata; Actinopteri; Cypriniformes; Cyprinidae.